GGCUUUCCUGACAUCUAUCGUCCAGAAUUUAAACUAAAACGGACAACACAAACGUCAAACUCACAAAUAACAAUCAUGAUGACUCAUGAAUCAAAUAUUUACACUUUUACUCGGAGAAUAGCGUUUGAAAAAGGGGGAAAUUUUGUAGGAAUACAAUAAACUCAAUCCAAACUAUUUUGUUUAUCAAAUUCGGAGUUAUGAGUGUCGUCAAAUUUCGCGGCAAAUUUCGCCACGGCUUGGUGGCUGCAUAGCAACUUUGCUGGGGGUCCGAGAUGAAGUUUCGGUAAUUUGGCCUACGAAUCCACAUGAAAUAUAGAUAAAGUAUAAAAAUAAGCGAUAACCUUUCAUUGAUUAGACAAAUCAAGCGUUUAUUACAUAAAAAUAUCAAAAUGUAUUACUUUUUAACUGUUUGAUAUAUCGAAAUAAAUGAAAAUAUUAAUCAGAAUCUAGCGCAAGGAUAUAUUGUGAAAAUAAAAAGUGAAAAGGCCAAGGAAAAUAUCAAGAUGGCGGACCUAAAUAGCAGUUUGACAACUAUGGAUUGGUUACCUCGACUUAGCGUCGGUGGGGCACUAGCUGGAGCUACAGCUGCUAAACAAGGACCAUCAUCUGAUACCAAAUCAUCCCCUAGUUCUAGUAUAGGAAAAGUUGCAAUUCGUAAUUCACCAAAUUCACCGAUUGAUCCUUCUGCAACUUUGGACACUUCUCUUGAUUCUGCUCAGCAACAACAGAAAGAUGGAAAGCCUCCAUAUUCAUAUGCUAAUCUUAUAACAUUUGCUGUAAAUAGCACGCAUAAGAAGAAAAUGACACUAAGUGAGAUUUAUCAAUGGAUUUGUGACAAUUUCCCAUACUAUAGAGAAGCUGGCAAUGGCUGGAAAAAUUCUAUCAGACACAACUUAUCCCUGAACAAAUGCUUUCUAAAAGUACCAAGAUCAAAAGAUGACCCUGGGAAGGGGUCCUAUUGGGCAAUAGAUGCUAAUCCACCUGAAGACCCUCUGCCUGGAAGAUUUGGAGGAAAGUCACCUAAAAGAAUGCGAACAAAUUCCCAUCCCUACAGUCCGGAACACAGCCUACAAGGAUCAUUGAACAGUCUCUGCUCACCAACACUAAAUCAGCUCCAGGGAACCAGUCCUAACAAUUCUUUAAUAAAGGCAGAGGAUGGUUCUUUUGUGGACAACAAUCCCAACUUUGAAGAUCUCAGUGCAUCAUUUAGAAGUCUUUACAAGUCUGUGUUUGAACAAUCCCAAGGUAACAUUGGGGCCAUAUUGAACAUGAGCCAAGUCAGCAAUCUCAGUAACAACAGCUCCAAUGGUAACUAUAGUCAACACUCAUUUAACAGUGCCAGUAGUGCUGGUAGUGGAGGUUCACAUGAAUUGCCACACAACAACAACAACAACACAGUUCAGGAUAACCCUUUGACAAACUCAUCGUUCGAUUGGCUACAAAAUCUGGACAUUUUGAAAGAGAGUGUUAGAUUGGCAGGCAGCACAAACUUCCAAGACAUUGAUGUAUCACAGUUUGCAGGUUUGAUGGAAAGUAUGAAACAAGCAGAUUUACAGAACUGGUCUUUAAAUCCCAACCAGUUUGCAGAUUUGGCUGCAUCACUGAGUAACUUCUUCAAUCAGACAGGUAUCUUACAGCAGAGUCAGCAGCAGUUCAAUAGCAGCUUAGUCAGCUCUGUAUCAGUUUCAGAUAGUGGCCCAUAUUGCUCACCUUGUGGUGGAACUGGGCAAAGUUUCACAACACUUACUCCACUCCAGCCUCUUGAUUCCUGUGGAUCAAACAAUGGUUACCUUAGCAACAACACUUCCCACACAGGCUCUUUGCUGGGUAGUCCCCCCAAUAUGACACACAGCAAUUCACAGAUUAGCCCCAGGUAUGGUAGUGGCUCAUAUAACAAUCAGCAGCCGACCCCUAACCCUUCACAACCAUUCAGCACCGAUGACAUAGAAGACACGUUCAACUGGGACAACCUGUUAUGAUGUAAGACUCCUCCAUGUUACCAAAAAAUCCAGAUGUACCAUGCUGGAUGACUUGCUACAGGGAGCUACAGUGGAUACUGCCAAACAAUGGGUUGCCAAGUGAACUGUGAAAGAACAAGCCUUAAUCUAUCCCAACAGACUUGAAGGUAAGCAGGCCUACUUUCAAUCUGAAUAGGGACAACAAACAGGUUAUCAGAAGAACAGUACAUCUUCUCUGUGACAUAAAAGCUCCCAAACAUACACUGUACAGAAAUUCUUCAGCAUACAUGAUGUACAGAAUUCUUUAGCAUACAUGAUGUACAGAAAUCCCUCAGUGUACAGAAAUUCCUUGGGGGAUGUGGUACACAGAAAUUCUUCAUCGAUUAUGUACAGAAACUCUUAAUCUAAAUGGUGUACAUAAAGAAAGUCUCCAACAUACAUGGUUCUAUGGUGUAUGAAAGGCCAGUGUUAAUGUUAAUGUUAUACAUUAUACACGAAUACAUAUCACUGGUUCUAGUCAUGUAAAAUGUGAUUCUGCUGAGUAAGUGUGCCAUUUGCCCCUAGCGUCUGGAUAUAGGAUAGGGGCGAUGGAUUGCAGGCAGAAUUCACAGUGUACUGAGGUGGUUGGACAUGGGGCAAAGUGAGGAUGGAGCUGAGCUAAAAUUUGACCACAAAGGACCAGAUAAUUACAUACUGUGUUAUAAUGGAACAAUGAUCUCUGAGUAUAGUAUUAAACAACAUAUCUGGUGUCACAAUACACAAAAUAAAAUUUUAGGGAUAUCUUGUUUCAAUUUCAAAAGUAAUAUUCCCCCCUUCAAGAUAUGGAGGAAUAUUAUUUAUGAAAGAUGCACAGGUUUUCCCCUCAAUGAAAUGAAAUAUUUGUAUACUAUCUUUAAAUUAUUUUGAAUACUCUACCCUGGUAAAUAUAAUAUUGUAUACAACCACAUUGUAAUGUUACUUUUGAUGAAAGAUGAGAAUGAGAUAACAGACUGGAUGGGCUAUAAGUGCAGCCAGGCAGUCAUAUUUUACUUCCUGGAAUUUUCAUAUGAGCUGCGUUUGAUCUUACCGCAGUGAAUCUUGUACAUACCUACCAGAUAUUUUUAGAUUAUGUGCAGUGGCACAGGAAGCCAGAAUUUCACCUCAUACAUAUUGGCACAAUCUUGCUGUUGAGAUCAAGUAUGUCAAAUAACCAAGAAGAGUAAAACCUGUCUAAUCUGAACAUCACUGAAACUGGUCAAAAGUGUAGGGAUUAUUAGGUGUUCACAUAUUGAGGAUUCUUAAUGUGAGAUUGGGACUGAGAAGUGUUCAAGGGUGUUCAGAUUAUUUAGUAUAUACAGGUUUCACUGUAGCUAAACUCUUGGUUUGAAAAAUGAAUGGCUCCUAUACCACUGAUAUGCACACAUUUGUAAAUAGAACACAAUGUACAUAAAAUACUAGAAGAUAGUGAUAUAAACUUAGCUGCAAUAAUACUAUUGUAUAAAUAUAUUAAUAUACAAAACUAUGUAAAUAUGUAAGUAUAAAUGUGGAUUUUGAGACUGCUGUAGAAAAUGUGACUUUCUUAGACUAUAGUAGCUCGUGUUCUUUUCUAAGGUAGAUGACAUUUGUUAAAGGUAUAUUUCUUGUCUUGAUAUGGUUCUAAAAUCAAAAUAAUUUACAAGCCUUACUUAAUCAGAGUACAGGAAAAUGUAUUUGUAUUGUCAAAUAUGCACGUAUCAUUUCCAGUUGGCUGCCAUCUUUUAUCCAAAUUAACAAACUUGGGAAAAGAACUUUAAAGCUUGUUAUAUAAUGUAUUAUUAUAUAAAAAGUGAUUGAUUGUAGCAACCAUAUCAAGACAUCAAUGGGCUUACAAGGAGUGUCCCUUUAAUGGGCUUACAGGGAGUGUCCCUUUAAUGGCCUUACAAGG
Messenger RNA from Owenia fusiformis, 3861 nucleotides. NCBI's taxonomy places the organism in Eukaryota, Metazoa, Annelida, Polychaeta, Sabellida, Oweniidae. The record is from the annotation of a GenBank genome assembly.